AGGCGAGCUAUGAACUGCAUGCAAAUAGUUCUUUGACUGCCAAUACUUUAAGUACAGUGCACCUUUGUUUAAGCUUAGUUUAUUUUGCUAGGCUGUUGAUGGAAGUAAAACAGUGCCACUGUUUAAAACCAGAAAAAAAAAACAUAUAUAAAUAGAUUUGGAGAUACAAAGAGAUACUAAUUAUUUAGAAUUGUAAUUGUAGUACUGUAUUCCAGUCAUUAAAAGAUGGAUAUAGCCCCUAUAAUGGAAGAAGUUCUUCUCAAGAUGUCACAGCAAAAAAAGAAAAUAUCACCAAAAAACUACAAGGAAAGACUGUUUGAGUUAACAAAAACAACACUUUCAUACUACGAGCACGAGAAAGGGAAACGAGGAAACAAGAAAGGAUCAAUUUUAAUCGAAAAAAUUCGCUGUGUUGAGACCGUCCAUCUUGAAGAACAGACUCCGGUCGAGAGACAGUAUCCAUUCCAGAUUGUGUAUGAUGAGGGAAUUCUGUACAUAUUUGCAAACAAUGAAAGCAGUCGGAUAAAAUGGUUGGAAGCGUUAAAACACGAAAUCAAGAACAAUUCAAACCUUUUUAAGAAGUACCACAGCGGUUUCUGGGCAGAUAAAAAGUUUCUUUGCUGUAAGCAGGCAGUGAAAAAUGCCCCAGGAUGCACCUUGUGGGAUUCAUCAGGAAAAUUGAAGCCAGAUCAAUGUUAUACCAACAAACAUCUUCCUCCUAUACCUGGACAGGGUAGGGAACACACAUGCCUUCCUCCCAUCCCGGAGAGCGGGAAAACCUCCCUGAAGAUUGUGGUGGCGCUGUACAAUUACAACAGACAGGACAACACUGAACUCAGCCUGGUGAAAGGAGACAAGUAUUAUGUUUUAGAAGAGCAUAGUCUUGACAGGUGGAAAGUCAGAGACACGAAAGGGACAGAAGGCUACGUACCCACCAACCAAAUACGAGAAAGGUGGCAAAGUCUAGUAAUCUGUAAUGAAGGGCAAGCUCCCAGUAAACUCUUGAAAGCGCAGUCACUCAGUGAGAGCACAGCAACAGAACGUUUUACCCUCAGACGGUCACAUGGAAUUAAUCAUGAGGAUAGUGAAGACAGUUCAGACAAUUCUUUAAGCGUGCAAUCAGUCAAUGUUGAAGACUAUGAUUGGUACACAGGAAAUAUAUCUCGAGCUAAAGCAGAACAACUUUUGAAGCAGAAGGGGAAAGAAGGUGCCUUUUUGGUCCGAGAUUCAAGCCAACAGGGUAUAUAUACAGUGUCUGUCUUUAGCCUGGCACUUCAAGAUAAAAAUGGUUCAAUUCGGCAUUACCGUGUAAACGUUACUCCUGACAAUCAGUAUUACCUGGCAGAGAAUCACCUGUUUGACUCAAUCCCGAAAAUGAUUCAAUAUCACCAGCACAAUGCAGGAGGAAUAGUUACUAGACUACGCCACACAGCAGCAGUAAACGUGAACAAGGUGCCAUCCUCAGCUUAUGGGAAAUGGGAGCUGAAUCGAGAAGAAAUAACCCUUUUGAAAGAGCUGGGCAGCGGGCAGUUUGGAGUGGUGCAGCUGGGGAUUUGGAAUGGGAAGUACGAUGUCGCUAUCAAAAUGAUCAAAGAGGGCUCCAUGUCUGAGGAUGAAUUCAUUGAGGAAGCUCAAAUAAUGAUGAAACUGAGACAUCCAAAGCUGGUGUCACUCUAUGGAGUUUGUACCAAAGCCUACCCCAUCUAUAUUGUGACCGAAUACAUGUCCAAUGGCUGCCUGCUAGACUACAUGAAGGCUCAUGGGAAGGAGUUGCAGCAGACGCAGUUGCUAGAGAUGUGUCUUGACGUCUGUGAUGCCAUGACCUACCUGGAGAGCCAGCAGUUUAUACACAGAGACUUAGCUGCCAGAAACUGCUUGGUUGAAAAAGACCUGACAGUAAAAGUUUCUGACUUUGGAAUGGCCAGGUACGUGAUGGAUGAUCAGUACACAAGUUCAGCUGGUACUAAGUUUCCAGUGAAGUGGUCUGCCCCAGAAGUUCUGAAUUACACCAGAUUCAGUAGCAAAUCUGAUGUGUGGGCUUUUGGGGUCCUGAUGUGGGAGGUGUUCAGUUUGGGAAAGCAGCCUUACGAUCUUUAUGAUAAUACCCAAGUGGCUCAGAAGAUCAUGCAGGGAUACAGGCUUUACAGACCACAGAUGGUGAAUGAAGAUUUCUAUAAAGUAAUCAAAAGCUGCUGGCAUGAGAAAGCAGAAGAGCGGCCUACUUUCCAGCAGCUGCUGGAAACUAUCCAAAGCUUUCUAGAGGAAUGA
This is a messenger RNA of Acipenser ruthenus (sterlet), 2268 nucleotides long. Its product is annotated as cytoplasmic tyrosine-protein kinase BMX-like. Gene Ontology annotation, molecular function: protein binding; non-membrane spanning protein tyrosine kinase activity; ATP binding. The coding region runs from base 226 to 2268 and encodes 680 amino acids. Gene Ontology annotation, biological process: T cell receptor signaling pathway; adaptive immune response; intracellular signal transduction. The record is from RefSeq and is a predicted model, not a curated record. Lineage: Eukaryota; Metazoa; Chordata; Actinopteri; Acipenseriformes; Acipenseridae. The transcript has 21 exons.